Messenger RNA from Lonchura striata (white-rumped munia), 1089 nucleotides. RefSeq names its product solute carrier family 10 member 2 (gene SLC10A2). Gene Ontology annotation, cellular component: apical plasma membrane. Gene Ontology annotation, molecular function: bile acid:sodium symporter activity. The record is from RefSeq and is a predicted model, not a curated record. Gene Ontology annotation, biological process: bile acid and bile salt transport. Lineage: Eukaryota; Metazoa; Chordata; Aves; Passeriformes; Estrildidae.
AUGCAGACAAACUUUCUUUCCCAGCAAUUUAAUGCUGGUUCUUUGGCAGAAAACUCCACGGCUUGUCCAGCAAAUGCUACUAUUUGUGAUGGCACCUCUUGUGUAUUGACAGGAGACAAUUUUAAUCAAACUUUGAGCGUAGUUUUAAGUACUGUUCUAACAAUCAUGCUGGCUUUGGUGAUGUUCUCCAUGGGCUGCAAUGUGGAAAUUAAGAAUUUCUUGGGCCACAUAAAAAGACCCUGGGGUAUAUUUGUGGGUUUCCUUUGCCAGUUUGGAAUUAUGCCUCUCACAGCCUUCUUGCUCUCUUUGGCCUUUAACGUCCUUCCAAUUCAAGCUGUCGUGGUGAUGAUCAUGGGAUGCUGUCCAGGGGGCACAGCCUCGAAUGUCAUUGCCUACUGGGUGGAUGGAGACAUGGACCUAAGCAUCAGCAUGACAACUUGCUCCACGCUGCUUGCAAUGGGAAUGAUGCCACUUUGUCUCUUUAUUUACACCAAAAUGUGGACUGAUGCUGAUGCAAUUGUACUCCCCUAUAACAGCAUUGGACUUUCUCUGGUAGCUCUUAUAAUUCCUGUUUCGUGUGGAAUAUUUAUCAACCACAAAUGGCCUAGUAAAGCAAAAAUCAUACUUAAGGUAGGUUCCAUUGUUGGAGCAGUGCUCAUCGUGCUCAUUGCUGUGGUUGGGGGAAUACUCUACAAAGGCUCCUGGGUUAUCACACCAAAACUAUGGAUCAUUGGCACCAUAUUUCCAGCGGCUGGCUAUACUUUAGGAUUCUUUCUGGCUCGUCUAGCUGGUCUGUCUUGGAACAGGUGUCGUACAGUGUCUCUGGAAACAGGCAUGCAAAACACUCAGCUAUGUUCCACUAUAGUACAGCUCUCAUUCACUCCUGAACAACUUGAACUGAUGUUUACUUUCCCACUCAUCUACAGCAUUUUCCAGCUGUUGUUUGCGCUACUAAUUUUAGGAGGCUACCGUCUUUACAGAAGACAUCAUGUCAAAACAAACACAGACAUUGAGAAAACAGCACAAAAAGAGGAUUCAAAAUCAAGUGCUAAAAUAAAUGGAGGAUUUAUAUCAGACGAGAUGAAAUAG